AUGGCUGAAUAUUGCUGUCAUUUUCACCAACCCAUCUCACUUAUGGUGUUACUCCCUGCUGUUGGCAGGUGGAAAGACACUGGCAAUCGCAUGCGGGCCAAGGAGGCUGGAGGGUGGUGGACGGGGUACGUGCUGCUGGUGAACACCCACAACUGGCUCAACCGAACCGUCACUAACCGAUUCUCCUGGUGGCACCACCUCACUCUCAUUGCAUCAGACAACAUGCCCAACGCCAGCAAGGGGCUCGUGCUCUUCUUCAUUGGUGCGGGGUGGAGCGAUGACGGCAGGGACGACCGCGGGUACCAUGUCCCGAAAGCGAAUGCCGUGUUCAUCGGCGUUGCUGCUCCGCUGGUGGUGGAUCUGGGAAUCAUGGGCGUGAUGCUGCACGAGGAGCCAAUGAUGCCCAUCACCUUUCACGUCACUCCACCUGGCAUCAGCAGCAGCAGGGGCCAGAAGCUUCAGGAGGAGGAGAUCAUCUCAUUCACCCUAGCAAUGGCUCUGCAAGACCCCACCACCCCCGAGUGGCCCAUCUACAUGCCCAUGGCCAAGUCGGUCAUACGAGCCAUGGACGCUGCACAGCUCGCUGCCAGAGAGCUGAUUCCCCAUGUGCCGAUGGAGGGCUUUGUGACUGUUGGAGUGAGCAAGCGCGCAUGUAUGGCUUGGCUCUCUGCUGCUCUCGAUAAGCGAGUGGUGGCCUUCAUAUCGUACGGAUACGAUCUCAUCAACUUCCAGCCCAACAUGCAGCACUUGCUCGACUCCCUGGGGGCCGUGCCCAUCCUGGGGCGGUUCUAUGCAGAUUACAACCUCACUCACAUGCUGCACUCGCCACAGAUGCGCCACAUCAUGAGCUACACGGAUCCAUACUUCUUCCGGGACCGCCUGACCAUGCCGAAGCUGCUCAUUGCCGCUUCCAACGACGAAUUCUUCUCCAUGGAUGACUCCUACUUCUAUUUCAACGACCUGCCAGCCCCCACGCUGUUCAAGAUCGUGGCCAACCUCGAUCACAUGGUCAUUCAGAUGUCGCAGUGGGCCUAUGAUGCGUCCCUCUCCGUCUUCUCCUCUCUCCUCCACAUCAACUCCUCCUGUGCCUCUCUCCCCGCCUCCUCCCGCCCUUCCCUCACCUGGACCCAUCCCAUCCCCACCCCUACCACCUCCUCCUCCUCAUCCUCACUCACUCAAAACCGUCUUCCUUCAAGUCUCUCAGAGGAAGAUGCAGGAGCAGCAGCGGCGGCGGCGGCGGUAGCAGCGGCGGCAGCAGCACACACCCGCCCCUGGAGUUGCGUUCCCAGGCUGCCAGCUGUCGACUGGCCGCGGCUGACGUGGCGUUUUGAUUGGUCCACGUUCACUAUUCAUGCCACGUCAGACAGGAAUCCACUGGCGGUUAGAGCAUGGACGGGGCACACCAGUCAGGGCAGCAAGAGGCGAGACUUCCGAUUCAACGUCAAGCAGGGGCUCACCGGGUGCACGGUGCCCUUCACAAGUUUACCGAAGUCCUAUAUAGCCAAGUUCGGCACGCUCUGUGUGCAGCCCAUUCCGUUCUCCCAGUAUGCCGUCUCGCCACCCACCCUGCAGCCUGACGGGCUCUGGCACUUCAGCUCAGCCGUCAAAGACAUUCCCAAGGUGGGAUAUCGAGCGAUGUUUAUCGAGGUCGAUUUCAACCAUGGGCCCUACCAUAAGCCGCUCGUCCUCACCCAAUACGCUCUCACUCUGCUGUCUCCCCCACUUGCGCUCUGUUUGUUGCUCUGCCGCACAGGUGGGAUAUCGAGCGAUGUUUAUCGAGGUCGAUUUCAACCAUGGGCCCUACCAUAA
This is a messenger RNA of Closterium sp. Naga37s-1, 1809 nucleotides long. NCBI's taxonomy places the organism in Eukaryota, Viridiplantae, Streptophyta, Zygnematophyceae, Desmidiales, Closteriaceae. The record is from the annotation of a GenBank genome assembly.